AAAUCGCGAGCCGCGGUGGAAAUUGCUGGAAAGACGCGUGUGAUAACCCGGGUGUCGCGUGGUGCCGGUAACUGCCGAGGUAUCUUGUGUCACAAAAGUAACUGAAGAUGGGCGAGGAGACCAUGGACGUGGCGCAGCCGUACGUGCCGGGCCCGGACGCGGUCGACAUCUCCGGCGACGGCGGCGUGCUGAAGGAGGUGAAGCGCGCCGGCUCGGGUGACGAGCUGCCCCAGUCCGGCGACAAGGUGUACGUGCAUUACGUGGGCACGCUCGCCAGCGACGGCUCCAAGUUCGACUCCAGCCGAGACCGCGGAGACAAAUUCGAGUUCACGCUGGGAGAAGGCCAGGUGAUCAAGGCGUGGGACCAGGGCGUGGCCACCAUGAAGCGCGGCGAGCUGGCCGUGCUCACGUGCCAGGCCGCCUACGCGUACGGUGAGACGGGCAGCCCGCCCAAAAUCCCGCCCGGCGCCACGCUCGUCUUCGAAGUGGAGCUGUUCGACUGGAAGGGCGAGGACCUGUCGCGCAAGAAGGACGGGGGCAUCGUCCGGCGCCAGGUGGAGAAGGGCACCGGUUACGACACGCCCAACGACGGCGCCACCGUCGAGGUCUCGCUGUGCGGCAGCCUGGACGGCCGCGUGUUCGACGAGCGCGAGCUGACGUUCGCGCUGGGCGAGGGCGGCGAGCACAGCGUGUGCCCGGGCGUCGAGGAGGCGCUCGAGAAGUUCAAGACGGGCGAGCGCUCGCGGUUGACGCUGACGCCGCCCUACGCGUUCGGCGCCGCCGGCAGCGCCGCCUUCCAGGUGCCGGCGGACGCCACCGUCCAGUACGAGGUCAAGCUGAAGAGCUUCGAGAAGGCAAAGGAGCGGUGGGAGUUCGACGCGGCCGGAAAGCUGGAGCAGGCCAAACUGUACAAAGAAAAGGGCACGAACUACUUUAAGGCGGGAAAAUAUCAGCUGGCCGAGAAGAACUACAAGCGCUGCGUGGAUUUCCUGGAAUUCGAGAACAGUUGGUCAGAGGAGGAGAAGCCGCAGGCCCGCGAGGUGGAGCUGGCCGGACACCUCAAUCUGGCCAUGUGCUACAUCAAAUUGGGCGACUUUGUCUGGGCCCGGACACACUGCGACAAGGCCCUGGACAUCGACCGCGACAACGUCAAGGGCCUGUUCCGGCGCGGGCAGGCGCUGGUGAAGAUGAAUGAGCCGGAGCUGGCGCGCUCCGACUUCCAGCGCGUGAUCCAGCUGGAUCCGCAGAACAAGGCGGCCGCCCACCAGGCGCAGCUGUGCGCCCAGCAGAUCCGCGCCGCCAGAGCGCACGAAAAGAAGAUCUACGCCAACAUGUUCGAGCGGCUGUCCAAGAUGGAGGAGCGGGAGGCACCGACCAAGAAGAAUGAGGACUUCCAGAUCGGGCACUUCGACAACGGCGGCCGGCCGGCCGGCGGCGGCGGCGAGGCUGACACGGAGAAGACCGACACACCGGCAGCGCCGGCAGCCGAGGAGCCCGCCCCGGCGUGAUCCUGCACCUGCGCACCCCGCGCCGCCCUCCACUAGUCCGCGCCGACCCGCCGCCGCCGCUGCCGCUGGCGGACCAUCCCGGCGGCCGGCCGCCAGUGCGGCGUCCUCAGAGGCGGCCCGCCUGUUCUCGUUCGCCUACCGUCAGCUUCCGCUUCUUUCGCGUGGCGUUCAGCGGAGUCUCAAUAAACUACUCCAAGUGAUCCGGUUGGCUUGUGUUGUCCAUACAUGUAGAGCAUGCGAAUAAAUACAUUCCGGUUUACAUGA
Molecule: messenger RNA, 1772 nt
Organism: Pollicipes pollicipes
Lineage: Eukaryota; Metazoa; Arthropoda; Thecostraca; Pollicipedomorpha; Pollicipedidae
Product: peptidyl-prolyl cis-trans isomerase FKBP4
Exons: 8
Coding region: 108-1508 (466 amino acids)
Molecular function (GO): peptidyl-prolyl cis-trans isomerase activity; protein binding
Source: RefSeq, a predicted model, not a curated record